This is a messenger RNA of Penicillium riverlandense, 423 nucleotides long. RefSeq names its product TMEM14 family protein. Bases 1 to 423 code for a protein of 140 amino acids. Gene Ontology annotation, cellular component: membrane. The transcript has a single exon. NCBI's taxonomy places the organism in Eukaryota, Fungi, Ascomycota, Eurotiomycetes, Eurotiales, Aspergillaceae. The record is from RefSeq and is a predicted model, not a curated record.
AUGGUAUGGCACACACCCCUUCACCCACCUUCAACACACACACUCCAGGUGAUCCAAACUGACCACAACUUAAAACAAAAACAGAGCACCAACCCCGUCCCCACAAACUCAGCCCUCGCCCUCUCGCUGCUAACCUCCAUGGGCGGCGCAAUCGGGUACGCCAAAACAGGGUCCAUCCCCUCAAUCGUCGCGGGCCUCUCUGUAGGCGCGCUGUACAUGCUCAGCUUUGCGCGCCUGCGCUCCGGCCAGUCCUACGGUGAGGAACUCGGUCUGCUGGCCUCCGCUGUGCUGGGUGGGAGCUCCAUCCCGCGCGCUAUCAAGACGAGGGGUAAGCCCGUUCCGAUGGGACUGAGCGUGCUGGCUACCUAUGGGCUCGUGGUUUUCGGGUUGGCCUUCAGGGAUAAGAGGGCUGCUUCUGUUUAA